AUUCAGCUAGUGAUUUCAUUACAGAAACUCCGUCGUUCCAGGAAAGUGAUUUCGCUAGACUUCCUAGGGUUUCGAUGCUCCCGCCGCCGUACGUGGAUAACACAAAAGCUUAAACAUCGCAAAUGAGAGAUGGAAGACGAGCUAAUCGCCGUUAUUCCUUGCUCUUCCAUUGUUGUUGAUUCCGUCCUCAGAUUCACAACGGCAGGUGCACUCUGGGGAUUUUGUUCAGCCCCGUAUGAUGCUCGUAAAAGAGGUUUAACUGGUCUUGCUCGAGCUUCGUUUGUGGCAAAGUCUGUCGGAAAAUUCGGAUUCCAAUGUGGACUUGUUGCCGGUGUAUUUGCCACCACUCGCUGUAGCCUUCAGAGAUACCGGAAGCAGAACGACCAGUUAAACACUUUAAUUGCGGGUGCCGUUGCCGGGGCUGCUGUUGCUGCGAGGACCAGAAGCUGGACAAAUGUGGUUGGGGUGGCAUGCCUCGUUUCGGCCUUCAGUGUUGCUGCUGAAGUUUCCAGAACAAAUUGAAAGUCGAGUGGCCUAAUCUAUGUCGAUUAGAGGUAACCAGGGAAUGGCCAAAGGAUUUUGGAAUUUGUAAGAGUAAACCUCUUAUGUAAUACAGAUUUGAAUAUGGAAAUAAUGCACAAGGUAAUCACUAUUGCUGCAAACACAAGCUGUUGCAUGAAU
Hibiscus syriacus is the source of this 681-nucleotide messenger RNA. RefSeq names its product outer envelope pore protein 16-4, chloroplastic-like. NCBI's taxonomy places the organism in Eukaryota, Viridiplantae, Streptophyta, Magnoliopsida, Malvales, Malvaceae. Bases 130 to 522 code for a protein of 130 amino acids. Gene Ontology annotation, cellular component: TIM22 mitochondrial import inner membrane insertion complex. The record is from RefSeq and is a predicted model, not a curated record. Gene Ontology annotation, molecular function: transmembrane protein transporter activity. The transcript has 6 exons. Gene Ontology annotation, biological process: protein insertion into mitochondrial inner membrane.